Molecule: messenger RNA, 975 nt
Organism: Fonsecaea nubica
Lineage: Eukaryota; Fungi; Ascomycota; Eurotiomycetes; Chaetothyriales; Herpotrichiellaceae
Product: pH response protein
Exons: 3
Coding region: 1-975 (324 amino acids)
Source: RefSeq, a predicted model, not a curated record
AUGCCCCUCGAGAAACGAGUUUCCAUCGACCAACCUACCUAUCCUCUCCUCGUCGUCGCACACGAUGCCCACAAGCCUCUGCCGCCCGCACACAUCUUGGACAUACUUUACACUGGGUCGGUGGAGAUGUAUGAGGAUGGUGUAAAGGAGGAGGAGGAGGACGCGGGGAACACAAAGAAGACGAGCGCGAUGGGAAGAGGGGUGGGCCAGAUCACGGAGCGCUCUGGCAGCAACAGCGGCGCGUACGAGAAGGGGAAAGUACUCCGAUCGGCCAGGUACGAUCAUAGAGCGGAGGAGGACGCUUCCCUGGACGUUGACUUGGUCUUCGCCGUCUCCGCCGUGGCCUUUACGCAGUUCAUGGACCCCGAAUCGAUUCAAAACCUUGGACGCACCGUCCGCCGCGUCCCAGGUAGAGACCGCAUCCAUCAGGUGGUCAAGGUCAACGACACGAGGCUCUUCAGAGAAACUGCCAUCCCGGCACUGUGGCUCAAAAUCCUCCAUCCCCACACUUCAGGUACGAGUCCAAAGACCGUCGAGUCCUCGAUCCGUUUUCCAUGCUCCAAGAAGCAGGAUGACCGAGAGUAUCAUGGCUACACCAAUCUUCAAGAUCACUGCCUACCAGCCCACAACCCAACCGUCGAGAGAUUUACUGCGGAGACAAGUCAAGGUCACCACCGGCACUACAAUAUGAUUCCCAUCAUUCAUGACCAGCGGCUUUCCGUCGUCUCGACUUCUCAUCUUUCUUGUGUUAUCCAGGCCCGUCGACCGCCGAGCCAGGAGAAGAAGCAAGCCAACCCAGAUUCGGAUGAAGAUUGUACCGGGCAAAUUCUCCAUGACCGUCAUUCGAUACGAGCGCUGUCAACCGAGAAGUUGGCCGAGACUGGCCUCAGUUGGCUCAGCCAAGGCAACACACCUAUGCCAGGCACACCCGCUGACAACAAGAACAUGGUCCUUUCCGGCACAAGCGCCAUGUGA